AUGGAACAAUUCGAUGAAACAGUUAUAGAGUUUUUAGAGGGCUCUGCGCCGUUACCACGUACUACUUUCGGUGCCAUCGAUGAGACUGCCUUUGGGAAUAAUUCAGGUCCUGGUACAGCGGAGCCCUCAAACACUAACUCUAUUUAUGCGUUGGCCUCUUGUACAGAGUUUAUCACCACAAUUACUGCUCUCCCACUUAAAGAUCCUCAAAUUCUAUCAUUCAACGAAGCUGACCAGCCUAUCUUCCGUCCAGCAAAUAAUGUCAUAACACUACGGCAUCUAUUGACGCACACAAGCGGCAUGGCUUAUCCAUUCGACAGCCAGGUUCUUCUAAAAUAUCAAACACUGACUGGACCAAGCCCUGCAAAACCAGAGACUAUAAAGGAUGCCUAUAAAAUGUUCCUUGUCAAUGAGCCCGGCGAAAUAUGGAUGAAUUCGCCUGGCAUAGAAUGGGCUGGUGUGAUGGUCGAGCGAACCUGCGGCAUGAGUCUAAGCGAUUAUGUUCAAAUGUCCAUCUUCCGACACCUGGGGAUCAAAGACAUGACUUUCCAUAUCGAAAAGCGACCCGAUUUACAACAUCGCUUGGCAAAUUUUUGGCAAUAUAAGGCAGAUAGGAGUCUUCAAGUUGAAGACGAAAGGUUUCUACCAUACACUGUAAUCGACGACUUUGGAGGGAGCGGGCUUUAUGGAAGUGCUGAGGACUUCCUCAAGAUCUGCAGCGCGAUCUUACGAGGAGAUGAAAGAGUCUUGAGCAUUGAAACUGUCCAACAAAUUUUUACACCCCAGCUAGAAUCCACCGCUGGACUUGGUGUCUCCUGGCUUAGUCCCAACCCCGGAAAUAUCUGCGGCAUUCCUCAAGGUGCAGAUAUCAAUUUUGGACUAGGCGGCUUUCUCAACCUGAGCAAAAUCUCGGGGAGAAGACAAGCUAAGUCCAUUGCUUGGUCUGGCCUUCGAAAUCCUCACUUCUGGAUCGAUCUUCGAAGCGGCCUUGCCGGAGUGCAACUUAUGCACUUCCAUCCAACUGGCGACAAGAGGGCCAUAGAAUUACUCUGGAGGUUCGAAGAAGCGGUAUACUCGGCUCAAAUAUAG
Messenger RNA from Aplosporella prunicola CBS 121167, 1089 nucleotides. RefSeq lists its product as uncharacterized. Bases 1 to 1089 code for a protein of 362 amino acids. Lineage: Eukaryota; Fungi; Ascomycota; Dothideomycetes; Botryosphaeriales; Aplosporellaceae. The transcript has 7 exons. The record is from RefSeq and is a predicted model, not a curated record.